AAUGAUUUCAAUAUUUAAUAUGUAUUUAAAUACUUUUUAAAAUAGAAAACACCAAAUGGUCUUGCACUAACCUUGAAAAUUAGGUUUCAGAUAUGCAACAUUUCAUUUAAUAUGCCAAUCUUUACCAAAAGCAAAUUUCCGCUAAAAUUGGAUGCAAAAGAAAUAUGAGAAAUUUUGAUAUUAAGCAUUUUUUCAAGAAACCAAAGUUUCUAAAAAGAGGAAGAGUUUUUUUGCAAACUUUAAAAAAUGAAUCCAGGUGCAUUAUUUACAAAAGAUAUAGCUGAACUUUCUAGGAGACUAAUUGACAAGUUAACAAAGGAAAUAGUAGCCGAGUCUGGUGUAGUUCUUCUCAUUAAUAAAGACAAUGAUGAGCUCUCCUCUGCGUGCUUUGGUAAUAAACAUUGUGUUGAUGAAGAAUAUACUACUGAGUUAUCAAAGAGUGCUUUCAAUGAGUGGUUCAAUCAUCCUAAAGCCUUUUAUUUCGCUUUGACACCUCAUUCUCCGAUUGCUGUUGAGUUUAAGAAUUUGCAAGUUUUUUAUAAUAUAGAUUUUCAAAUUAAAAAUGUUUUGGUGGCUCCUUGUUUUAAAGAACCUGACAAAGAAUUAAUUGCCUUCUUUUGUUUAUUUAAUAAGUUAGGGACAUCGAGUUUUUCAAUGCCAGAUAUUGAAUUUGUAUUGAAUUUUAUUGAAAAUUGCAAGUUCAUUUUGUGUAAUGCUUUGGAUUGGAAGUGUCAAGAAGUUAUUCAAAGACAAAGCAAAGCACUUCUUGAAAUAUCCAAAAAUUUGUUCAGUAAUUUAGAUGACAUAUCAACAUUGCUUAAUAAAAUCAUGGAAGAGGCAAGGAAUUUAACAAAAGCUGAAAGGUGUUCACUAUUUUUGGUUGAUCACGAUAAUUUUGAACUAGUUGCUAAAGUAUUUGAUGGAAUUAAAACAGAGACACCAGAAGUAAGAAUUCCUAUAAAUCAAGGGAUAGCCGGACAUGUUGCAUGCACAGGAGAAAUGCUCAAUAUUAAAGAUGCCUACUCCCAUCCGUUAUUUUAUCCUGAUGUUGAUGCUAUGACAGGAUUCAAAACAAAACAUAUACUUUGUUUCCCUAUACGUUCUGUGAAAGAUAAAAUAAUUGGUGUGGCUGAGCUUUGCAAUAAAAUCAAUGGAAAUUCUUUUACAAAGUUUGAUGAAGAGAGAACAAAUGCUUUUGCAAUUUUUGUUGGUCUUAGCCUAGUUCAGAGUUUACUUUAUAAAAAAGCAACAGAUGCACAACAAAGAAGCAAAUUAGCGAAUGAACUAAUGUUGCAUCAUAUGAGAGCACCUGCAAUAGAAGUAGAUAAGUAUUUGAAUGGUCCGCUCCCUACAAAAAAUAGUGUUCAUCCACAGUUGGAUAACUUUUCAUUCAUGCCAAGAAUCGAACUGGCUCAACAUGACUCUGUUCAAGUUGUUGUUGCAAUGUUUGUAGAUUUGGAUUUAAUUCAAAAACUUAAGAUUCAUUUGUCAACACUUGUUCGAUUCAUCUUAACUGUGCGGCGUGCAUAUAGAGAUGUACCUUAUCAUAAUUGGACUCAUGCAUGGACAGUUGCUCAUUUUGCAUAUCUCCUUUUAAAGACAGCACAUGCUAAAGAAUACUUCAGUGAUUUGGAAUCAUUUGUUCUGUUAAUAUCUUGCUUAUGUCAUGAUAUUGAUCAUAGAGGUACUAGCAGCUCAUUCCAAGUCUCCUCACACUCUGUACUAGCUUCAUUAUAUAGCUCAGCAGGAUCAAUUUUAGAGAGACAUCAUUUUGCACAAGCAAUGUGUAUUAUUCAAACAGACUCUACAAAUAUCUUUGAAACAUUUUCUGAAGAAGGUUACAAAAGAGCAUUGGAUUUAAUGAAAGUGAUGAUAAUUGCAACUGAUAUAGCAAAUCAUUUUAAAAUAUCUUCUCAGAUUAAUAAACUUGUCAAAUGUGGUAUUGAUAAAGCAGAUAAAAAACAUUGUGAAAUGAUAUUGUCUUUGUGUAUGACCACUGCUGAUCUAUCAGAUCAAACAAAACCUUGGGAAAGUACAUUUGGUGUAUCUGAUCUUCUAUAUGCUGAGUUUUUUGCACAAGGAGACCAGGAAAAAUCUUUAGGUUACAAUCCUAUAGAGAUGAUGGACCGCGAUAAAGCUAGUGUUCCAGAUUUACAAUAUGGUUUCCUAAAUAAAAUUGCUUUACCUAUUUACGAGUUACUCGCGAAUAUUUUUCCGGAAUCGUCUUGCAUUCUUUUGUGUAUUCGAGAAAACAUGAAUCGAUGGAAAGAACUUAACACUUUGAGAAAAGAGUUUUCUGUAUAAAAUUGUUUGUUUUUAAAUAUACGUGUUUUUACUACCAUAA
Messenger RNA from Hydra vulgaris (swiftwater hydra), 2344 nucleotides. Its product is annotated as cGMP-dependent 3',5'-cyclic phosphodiesterase. The record is from RefSeq and is a predicted model, not a curated record. Gene Ontology annotation, molecular function: 3',5'-cyclic-GMP phosphodiesterase activity; 3',5'-cyclic-AMP phosphodiesterase activity; protein homodimerization activity. Lineage: Eukaryota; Metazoa; Cnidaria; Hydrozoa; Anthoathecata; Hydridae. Gene Ontology annotation, cellular component: cytosol; mitochondrial matrix; nucleus. Gene Ontology annotation, biological process: cGMP catabolic process; positive regulation of gene expression; negative regulation of receptor guanylyl cyclase signaling pathway.